AUGUCGACACCCAGAUCCGCGUCCCGCGGCGUCGGCAGCAGCGGCGACCUCGACGGCGCCGGUGGCAGCAGCACACCUGCCCUCGACAACACCAACAGCCCCUACGGUACCGCGCCCCAGCCCACAUACGCCGCCUUCUCGUCUUCGAAUCUUUCCACGGCCAAGCGCCAGUCGACCGUGCUGGUGCACCAGAAGUCCCCGCUGCUCCUGGCCACGCCGCCCCAAGUCACGAGGGCUCUCGCCUACAGCCACCCGUUUCUGCUGCCGCUCAACAAGCUGGUAGGCCUGUUGAGCUGGACAACGGGAGACCCGUGGGAGAGCUUCCUAUUGCUGGUGGUCUUCUGGGCCACGGUGCAAUAUGGCGACACUGUCUUGCGCUGGGCCGGGCCCAUCAUAACUGUUAUCGGCAUCAUCGCAGGCAUGUACGGGCGGCGGUAUAGUCCCCUCAGCAGCAGCGGCUGGGCCGAUCACCCGAGUUGGACCAGCAACAAUAGCACGGCAAGCAAGAAGGCCAAGGGCAGCACCUCGGCACCAAACGGAAGUGGCGGGGGCGGGGGCGGCGGCAAUGCCGGGGCACACCAGAGGAACACAAGUGAAGUAACGAGCACGCGACACCAAAAGACGCUGGACGAAAUCGUGGAGACAUUGAAAGUCUUCACCACAAGGUGUAAUAUUUUGCUGGAGCCGCUGCUGGUCAUGACGGACUUCCUCAGCACACAGCGCACAGCGACGAGCGCGACCACGAGACCUGCGCUCACGACCUUGUUUGUGCGAAUCUUGGCCAUCACGCCCUUUUGGAUCGCAUUGACCCUACCCCCUUGGCGCAUAAUCACCACGAAACGAGUUGUCAUAGUCUUUGGCACCAUGGUUUUGACAUGGCACUCCAAGGUCUCUCGAGUCACACGAACGCUCUUGUGGCGCAGCGCCGCCGUGCGCAAGAUGGCUAGAUUUGUCACAGGCCUCGAGUUUGAAGGCCCCAAAAAGCCUACUCCGGCCGGACAGCAGGAAAAAAAGGUCGGGAGCCUGCAGAAAUCACAGUCGCACUCGGCCUUGACGGCUGCCCUCCGGCGGAAUCUGGGGUCGUACUCGGGCAAGGAGACGGGCGUCAAGUUUACCUUCAUUAUAUAUGAGAACCAGAGGCGGUGGGUUGGCUUGGGCUGGACAAACAGUUUAUUUGCAUACGAGAGAUCUGCAUGGACAGAUGAACACAACAACGCCGUGCCACCUAAAGACCAGUUUGAGCUGCCCGAGGUCGACGACGGAGUGGCCAAGUGGAGGUGGGCCAAGAAUAGCAUGUGGCGUGUCGAUGGCGUCGGUGACGUCAAGGAGGAGUCAGAGUACGAUGGCGAAGCAGGCAAGAAUGGCUGGAUAUAUUACGAUAACAAGUGGAAUGGGGGCCGAAGAGGUCAGGAUGGUUGGGGCAAGUGGACGCGCCGCCGUAAAUGGUACCGUGAUGCCGAGCUGGUGGAGAUUGACAAGGACGCAGUCGAGCAGGAGCAGUCGGCAACAGAUGAAGCUGCUGGUGGUGCUUAUAAGCCGUCGGCAUCUCCGUCGCCCCCCAAGCUGCCGCCCCGAACGAACGCUUCUGCCCAGCAAGCGGUAGAGGCCUCCAAUGUAUACUCAUCAUCGCUCACCAACUCAAUUCGAUCGACCAACUCGGAUCCUUUCCAAGAUGAAGACGCCGAUAGUGUGUCUGUACUGUCGACUUCUUCGAAGUCAAACAGUAGAUGGAGGUUUUCGGGCGUUGGAAGCAGCGCAGCGUCAAAACCACCGCCGCCUCGUAGGAGAAAGACGGGGGAGUCGACGACUACGUCUGAGAAGAGAAAAAGCAGAAGAACCAGCGAGGCGGGUAGUAUCCGGGAUAGUGAGGGAAAUCUCGAGCCAGCUCUUGAAUUAGAAAUACAUGGAAGCAGGCGAGAGCAGGAGAGUUGGGGGAUUGGCGACGAUGUUGCCAUGGGGCUCGAAUAG
Molecule: messenger RNA, 1968 nt
Organism: Pestalotiopsis fici W106-1
Lineage: Eukaryota; Fungi; Ascomycota; Sordariomycetes; Amphisphaeriales; Sporocadaceae
Exons: 2
Coding region: 1-1968 (655 amino acids)
Biological process (GO): peroxisome organization
Cellular component (GO): peroxisomal membrane
Source: RefSeq, a predicted model, not a curated record